AUGUCACUGACCACACCCUCCAGUCAUGGUGCUGGGAGACCGGUCAAUAAUGGUGUGUCUGAUGUGGAAGAGGAGGAAAUUCUUAAAGAAGUGUGUAUAUCCAACGGGUUAAAGUACCACCGAUUGGAGAAUGGCAAUGCAGAACAUGUCAAACACAUUGAGAUGUUUUUUUCUGGUUUCCCCAAAAUUGUUGGGAUGGAUAGAUUUCCAAAUCUGGCAACUCUUUGUGUGGUUGCACAAGACAUCGAUAUGAUGUUUGGUUUAACAUCAUGCCCAAAACUUAAAGAACUGUGGAUUUGUGAGUGUAAGCUACAGAGGAUUGAAGGCCUUGGGGAGUGCAAGAGACUUGAAAAACUCUAUCUAUAUGAUAACCAAAUAUCUAAGAUAGAAAACAUUUCACAACUGAAACAUGUUGAAGUAAUAUGGCUUGCCAAGAAUAAUAUCUCAGUUAUCGAGGGUUUAAGUGGACUUGUAUAUCUCAAAGAAUUAAAUUUGGCUGAAAAUAAGAUUGAUAAAAUAGGUCACUCCUUGGAUUCUCAUCUCAGAUUGGAACAUUUAAAUCUUUCUGGAAAUAAAAUUUACUCAUUCAAGGAACUGACAAAUCUUGUCAGGUUACCAAACUUGAAAUUUCUUGGACUAAAAGACCCGCAAUAUUCACCAAAUCCUGUUUGUUUGUUGUGCAAUUACUCCACUCAUGUUUUGUAUCACUUGCCGACAUUGGAGAGGCUUGACACAUAUGAUGUGGCUAAUAAGAACAUCAGGGAAAUGGCUGAGGCCACAGUUGUUAAAAAGAAAAUGUAUUACAAUAUGAGGGUAAAGACAAUCAGUAGAAACAAGACAGAACUGAUGAUGUGUCUUCAAAAAGAAAAGACAAAACUUAGUCAGUUACCGUAUGAUAGAGUAAAAUACCUUACAGAGAUGCUCAAAGUGAUUGAACGGGAGAGAGAUGAGAUAAGAGGAUCCAAAGGAAACCAUGACGAUGACAUAUGUAGUAAAGAUGAAGAAAUUGAGCAACAUGGUAGUGGUACUGAAAGCGAUACCAUUGAAGAAGGGAAGCAGUCAUUAACCAAGAAACUUAAAAAAAAACUGCAGGCGUUGAAAGAAAGAAUUAAACUUUACUAUCAUAAAGUGGAGGAGAUUGAGAAAUGCUACGAUGAGAGUGUGUCUCGUAUGCGCCAGGUUUGUGAUGUAACAGUUCGUAGAUUGCUAACAGAGUUAGAAACUGGUGGUAAUGUGAGAUUUGAAGAUGGACGAUCAGCUGAUGUUUGGUUCACUUCUUGCCAUGACUUAAUCCUGUCCCGAUUUUGUGCCGCGGAUUACAAGGAUUAUGGUGUCUUAGGAAUUAAGAUUCACAGGAUUACUAAAGUACAUAACAGAAUAUUGAGAUUGAAAUUUGAUGAGAAGUUGUCAGCCUUAUUGGAUAAAGAUGAUUCCCCCACACUCAGCAAGUAAGUCAAUAAAUCAGUUAAGAAACUCCUUGAGUAUUUAUUUUUUGUGUGGGAUCCUGAAUUACCAGGUGGUAAAAAUGAAUUGAUGAGAGUGUUGGAAGAAGGACCGAUGGAUCCAGAAACCUACCAGAUUGUUGAGGAAACUUGGCGUGAUGGUGCUGUGCCAUUGUCUAAUAGUCUGUGUGUUUCUGAAAGACCUCGCAUUGAUUUCAUGUUGAGAGAAGCCAAAAGUAAAUCAUUGUCUGAUCCCUGUCCAUUUAGACAUGGUCAACUGGUUGUGUGUAAAGUAUAUAUUGGUAAAAGUACCCCAGCGUUAGAUGUCAAAAUGAUACAUAAACAAAUGUACCCUAGAGCUGAUUCAGUAUUCCGUCCUAAGAAACAUGAGAAAUGUUCUCCGUCCAGUGGUACAAGUGGUACAUCACCAGUAUGUGAAUGUACUGCCCGUCAAUGUGAAUGGUUCCACUUUGACCAUGACUUAGUCUUGCCAGAAUAUGUUAUAGACUUUGAGUAUAUCACAAAGACAAAACCCAAAUCCCCGUUUGCCUAUCUGAGUGAUGGUAUGAUUGAUAACAAUGACUUGCCUAGAAAAUCUGAAGACAAUGAUCUUGGACUUGAUGAUGAUAUUAUAAAUAUGGAACCAGAAAUAAAGCAAAGACCGAGAUUGAUAGCACUUACAGAAGAACUCAUAUUAAAGGCAACCAAAGCAUCAUCUCUAGCUGGAGUGACAAUACUCAAUUUACAUGGUAAUGGUUUGAGUAAAUUAAAGUACAUGAGUUCUAUGCCACUGUUAAAGAAACUCAUUGUUAGUUUUAAUGACCUUACAAAGCUAGAUGAUGUAGCUCAUAUGCCUCACCUUGAAUACUUGGAUGCAAGUUUUAACAAAGUUUACACACUGGAAGGAAUGAGGGGGAUGACAAAACUGAAAACAUUGGAUUUGAGUUGGAAUGAGUUGAGCAGUACACGAGAUGAAUUGUCAAUAUUACGUAAACACUGUAAUGGUGUUACUAAUCUAGAUUUAAGACACAACCCAUGGCAAAAGCCUGAUGGUCUACGACUGAGAACUAUUGGUCGACUCAAAUCCUUGACAAAGCUAAAUGGUGUGAGCAUUACAGAGAGUGAAGCUACUGCAGCACUACGUAUGGCUGCAGGAUCACGGAUAUCUCAGGUGUCUCUCUUAGCACAUUCCAGAACAGAUAGAGUGAAACCUAGAAGUCUUAGUCUAGCAUCUUGUGCUCAAGUACUUUGGUCAACAAGUCGUCACAAGCCAGACAGAGUGAGUGAGACUGACAGUCAAUGGUACUUACAGGUGACAACGCUAAACCUGGAUAGUCAGCAUAUCAGCAAGAUCUCUAAUUUAGAUCGUUUAGAAAACUUACGUUUUGUGUCUUUCAAUGAUAAUGAUAUCACCAAAAUAGAAGGCUUGGACGGUUGUGUCAAGCUAGAAGAACUGUCAUUAGAAAAUAACUGUAUAUCCAAACUGGAAGGUAUCUCUAAGUUAACUAGGCUUAGGUAUCUGAAUGUUGGAAGCAAUAGUAUCACUACGUUGGAAUCAUGUGGACUUGAGAAACUAGUUGACUUACAGUAUCUUUCAGUUGAAAACAAUAAGAUAACUUCAUUGACAGGACUAAGUAAAAUCAUGUCAUUGAUUGAACUGUACAUUGGCAAUAAUUGUAUAUCCAACAUCAGAGAGAUCUUUCAUUUGAAGAACUUACCCAGCUUUGUGAUAUUGGAUUUAUAUGGUAAUCCAGUGGCCUCUGAAGCAGAUAAUUACAGAUUGUUUGUAGUAUACCAUCUGAAGACACUUAAAGCACUGGAUGGUAUUGCUAUUGAAUCAUCUGAAGGUGGUACUGCUAAGGACACAUUUGGUGGAAGACUAACCCAGGACUUUGUUGCUGAGAGACUUGGUCAUGCUAACUUCCUGGAAGUAAGAGAACUAGAUUUUCCACAGUCUGGUAUUCGCCAGGUAGACCUAGGACCUGGAGAACAGUUUCUCAAUUUGAGAAGCGUGAACUUGGAACAUAACACACUGACAUCAUUCAGUGGUCUCAUAUAUUUGGUCAAUCUCAGAGUAUUAUGUUUAAAUAACAAUCACAUAGAGACCAUUGUACCCAAACCAAAGGCAUCAAGCAAACAGAAACCUAACGUUGUAUCUGCCAAUGAUCUGUACAGUCCAGAGAACUUUACUCCAGUAUUGGAAAACCUGGAAGUUCUACACCUUGGAUACAAUGGAAUUGCUGACCUUGUAAAGCUACAAAUUAGUAGACUACCUUCAUUGAAAGCUUUAUUUCUUCAAGGUAAUGAGAUAACUAAAGUGGAGGGGUUAGAAGGACUGCAAGAAUUACGUGAGUUGGUGUUAGAUAGAAACAAGAUUAAAGGAUUAAAUGAGUAUUCCUUUAUGAAUCAAUGGAAUCUAGUGGAGUUACAUAUGGAAGAGAACAGACUGCGGGAUUUGUCAAACUUCCAUCAUUUGGAGACUUUACAGAGGUUGUACCUUGGUAUGAACAGAGUACAGGAUAUGGGUGAAUUAGAGAAGUUAGAAUGCUUGAAUAACAUGAUUGAGUUAUCAGUUAUUAGCAAUCCUGUGUCCAGGCGAUUGAUGCAUCGUCCAAUGUUGGUUUAUCGUCAGCCUAAUCUUUUAUGUAUUGAUGGGAUACCAGUGAGUGCUGAUGAGAGAACCAAAGCAGAGCUGUAUUUUAUGGAACAACAGCCUGUAGGUAUGAUUGGUGGUGUGGAAGGUGGUUUGCCUGGAAUUACAUCAUUCAAGACUACUGGUUCAUCCACACCUCUUAAAGUGACUAAUAUGCAGCUCGGUGCCCAGCCAAUGCAAACUGACAGACAUGGAUGGAGUACUUCUAUAAGAUAUGGACCUGAAGACACUCAAAUAACAACACAUCCAGCAGAAACACGUGGAAAUAUGUUACGUCCUCAACAGCGAGGCAGUGGGCGUGGUGAUGCACAUGGAUCAUCUGGUGGAAAUAUUCGCAUUGGACAAAGUCAUUUUGGAUCUGGUCACAGUUCAAGCAGCAGUGCUAGCAGUCGUGGACAGUACGUACCUCACCAGAUACCAUAUAUACCACACCAGCCAGCUUCCAAUAGUGCUGACAAUGUGUACUGUGGUCAUUCGGAAAGUUUAGCAAGAUUGACAAAUAAUAAUGGUAGGAAACGUCCAUAAUGAGCUCUAAAGAACCCAAAACCAUGGCUA
Molecule: messenger RNA, 4650 nt
Organism: Saccoglossus kowalevskii
Lineage: Eukaryota; Metazoa; Hemichordata; Enteropneusta; Harrimaniidae
Product: leucine-rich repeat-containing protein 9-like
Molecular function (GO): protein binding
Source: RefSeq, a predicted model, not a curated record